Messenger RNA from Apodemus sylvaticus (European woodmouse), 1131 nucleotides. RefSeq names its product forkhead box L2 (gene Foxl2). Gene Ontology annotation, biological process: cell differentiation; regulation of transcription by RNA polymerase II; anatomical structure morphogenesis. NCBI's taxonomy places the organism in Eukaryota, Metazoa, Chordata, Mammalia, Rodentia, Muridae. Gene Ontology annotation, molecular function: DNA-binding transcription factor activity, RNA polymerase II-specific; RNA polymerase II cis-regulatory region sequence-specific DNA binding. The record is from RefSeq and is a predicted model, not a curated record. The transcript has a single exon. The coding region runs from base 1 to 1131 and encodes 376 amino acids.
AUGAUGGCCAGCUAUCCCGAGCCCGAAGACACGGCGGGGACCCUGCUGGCCCCGGAGAGCGGGCGCGCAGUCAAAGAGGCCGAGGCGUCGCCGCCAAGUCCCGGCAAGGGCGGCGGGACAGCACCGGAGAAGCCGGACCCCGCGCAGAAGCCCCCGUACUCGUACGUGGCGCUCAUCGCCAUGGCGAUCCGCGAGAGCGCCGAGAAGAGGCUCACCCUGUCCGGCAUCUACCAGUACAUCAUCGCCAAGUUCCCGUUCUACGAGAAGAACAAGAAGGGCUGGCAAAAUAGCAUCCGCCACAACCUCAGCCUCAACGAGUGUUUCAUCAAGGUGCCGCGCGAGGGCGGCGGCGAGCGCAAGGGCAACUACUGGACGCUCGACCCGGCCUGCGAGGACAUGUUCGAGAAGGGCAACUACCGGCGCCGCCGCCGCAUGAAGCGGCCCUUCCGGCCGCCGCCCGCUCACUUCCAGCCGGGCAAGGGGCUCUUCGGGAGCGGAGGCGCGGCGGGAGGCUGCGGCGUGCCGGGCGCGGGGGCCGAUGGCUACGGUUACCUGGCGCCACCCAAGUACCUGCAAUCGGGGUUCCUCAACAACUCCUGGCCCCUGCCGCAGCCGCCCUCGCCCAUGCCCUACGCCUCCUGCCAGAUGGCGGCGGCCGCGGCAGCCGCCGCUGCAGCCGCCGCAGCCGCCGGCCCGGGCAGCCCCGGUGCAGCCGCGGUGGUCAAGGGGCUGGCGGGCCCCGCCGCCUCCUACGGGCCGUACUCGCGCGUGCAGAGCAUGGCGCUGCCUCCGGGCGUCGUGAACUCCUACAACGGCCUGGGAGGCCCUCCCGCCGCGCCCCCGCCGCCGCCUCCGCCGCCGCCGCACCCCCACCCGCACCCUCACGCACACCAUCUGCACGCGGCCGCCGCGCCCCCGCCAGCCCCGCCACACCACGGGGCUGCCGCGCCUCCCCCGGGUCAGCUCAGCCCCGCCAGCCCGGCCACCGCCGCGCCCCCGGCCCCCGCGCCCACGAGCGCGCCCGGCCUACAGUUCGCCUGCGCCCGGCAACCCGAGCUCGCCAUGAUGCAUUGCUCGUACUGGGACCACGACAGCAAGACGGGCGCGCUGCAUUCUCGCCUGGAUCUCUGA